CCCCAGGCCUCGGUCCAGCCCCAGCUCGAUCUAUAAUCGAUACCUUCGGGCACUAAGUCUUUUGUUUUAGAACCAACGUAAAUACUCAUGAAAUCAUUUUUGUCCCCAAAAUCCCUCGAUAUGUCCGUCCCUUGAUAUGUCUGGCUCCCGUUAAAUUAAUUUUAUUUUUUGUUUUUUGCUUUAAUAAAAAUUUGUUUUUAAUUUUUCUGUUUAUUAAUUUGUUUACUUCAUUUAAAAUAUUUUUUUUAAAUUUUCCAUCUUGUUACAAAAUUGUUUUUAGCGCUAGAAUAUGCGUGAGUACAAAAUUGUUGUUUUAGGAAGCGGUGGUGUUGGAAAGUCUGCAUUGACUGUUCAGUUUGUUCAGGGCAUAUUUGUUGAAAAAUAUGAUCCUACAAUUGAAGAUAGCUACCGAAAACAGGUGGAAGUAGACAACCAACAAUGUAUGUUGGAAAUAUUGGACACUGCCGGAACUGAACAGUUUACAGCCAUGCGGGACCUUUAUAUGAAGAAUGGACAGGGUUUUGUACUCGUUUAUUCAAUAACUGCUCAAUCAACAUUUAAUGACUUGAUGGACCUUCGUGAUCAAAUUCUUCGAGUGAAGGAUACAAACGAUGUUCCAAUGAUACUCGUUGGCAAUAAAUGCGAUUUGGAGGAUGAACGAGUAGUUGGGAAGGAACAAGGCAUAAAUCUUGCUAGACAAUUUAACAGCGCUUUCACUGAGACUUCAGCAAAACAAAAAAUCAACGUCCACGAAGUUUUUUAUGAUUUGGUUCAACAAAUCAAUCGACGCUAUCCAGAUUCUGGUCGCCGUCCAAGCAGCAAAAAGUGUUGGAAAUGCUCUGUUCUUUGAGGAAAACUUGGGGGAAAGGUUGUUUUUGGUUGGCAUUUUU
Meloidogyne enterolobii is the source of this 890-nucleotide messenger RNA. The record is from the annotation of a GenBank genome assembly. Lineage: Eukaryota; Metazoa; Nematoda; Chromadorea; Rhabditida; Meloidogynidae.